This is a messenger RNA of Cylicostephanus goldi, 324 nucleotides long. NCBI's taxonomy places the organism in Eukaryota, Metazoa, Nematoda, Chromadorea, Rhabditida, Strongylidae. The record is from the annotation of a GenBank genome assembly.
AUGGGUGAUCCAACCGCGACGAUGGGCGAUAGCGAUUGUCCUCUGUGCGUUCCUUUAGUAGAAGCGGAUGCUUUAGAGAAUAACGCAAGCCUACACGACAUUCUAGAGCUUCGGUGGCUGAAUGUGGGUGAUGUUAUACAGUAUGCACAAAAGCCGUUUCAGCGCUGGCGCUUGUUCAACAACUCGUCAAGCCUUGGCGUGUUCCCUGUUAAACAUCCUCUUCCUGACGUCAUUCUCUGUGGCCCACUCUUAGAAGGGCGUCAUCAAACUCCUGAAGUUCGCAAUGCCGGCUUCGCCCAGAAAGCGAAUCCUGGGCAAGCAUGA